Messenger RNA from Tuber aestivum (summer truffle), 687 nucleotides. Lineage: Eukaryota; Fungi; Ascomycota; Pezizomycetes; Pezizales; Tuberaceae. The record is from the annotation of a GenBank genome assembly.
AGUGGCCAAGGUGUCGCCGGUGUUCUUCCUGCAAUAGCUCGUAUGUCAAUCCUAGCCCUAGCCUACAAUAUAUACUUGGGUACAUAAUAAAAUGCGGUAGAAAUUGUAUCUGUUUUAGUGGCCCCUGAGUCUCCGGGUACCCAGGGGAGCAUGGCAUCACCCAAAUCCGCAUUUAUAUACUUCCCUACAGCAACAUUCGUUUCACGUUCUUGCCUGCUUCGAUUCCUACUAUUACUUUCCCGUCACCGCAUCUCCCCACACAAAUCCGGGUCUGAUGUCACCGACUCAGAAGAUCAUGCUCCAGCAAUCCACACCCAAGUGUCCAUCUGGGUCCUUCUGAAGAAACUCGAAUUCCUUUUCUUUGCAAUAUGGUUGUGUUUCCUCGUAACGAUGAUAUUCCCAGUCUACACCCAAGUAAUUCUUUCAGUCCGCCCAGAGGAUAUGUCCCCUAGGAUGUUCAAACUGGACGUAUUCAUCCCCAUUGGGUUCAUGCUCUGGAACUUGGGUGAUUUAUCUGGAGGAGUAGUCUGCAGAUAGCGGAGGUUCACUUGUGACAGACCGAAGAUUCUCGCAUUAGUCUCCAUAGCCCGGUUGGUAUACAUCUCUUCGUACACAAUGUGCAACAUCAAGGGCCACGGAGCCAUGAUCGCGAGCAACCUCUCCUGCUGGCUUGUCCGGUUCAUGUUC